Paramecium pentaurelia is the source of this 1705-nucleotide messenger RNA. The record is from the annotation of a GenBank genome assembly. NCBI's taxonomy places the organism in Eukaryota, Ciliophora, Oligohymenophorea, Peniculida, Parameciidae.
AUGAAUCCAGUCAGAGUAUUUCCAUUGAAAUUCAAUGAAUAAUAAAAUACUCAAAGCACUUCAAGUUCACCAUAGUUAAAGAAAAAACAGACUCCAAAACUAAUUGAAAAACCAUUGCUUUUAAAUAUGUCUCCCAUAUUGUAAAAAUUCAAAAUUAAUUAAAGAAACGGGCAAUCACCAAUAAAGGGUAAAUUUAAUGUGAAACGAUUGACUGUAAAUCAAAAGCAGGAAGACAAAUUCUAAUUUGUAGCUAAUAAUACGAUUUUCAUAGACCCAAUAAUAAAGACCAUUAUAGUCGACAAGUUCAUCCCCAAAGAAGAGAGUAAUAAGUGGAGCAACAAAUGUUGAAGUAUUUAGAAUUUUUAGAUAGUCAUUAUCUCCAAUGAAAUUACCAAAUCUUAGAAGAUCAGACACCUAAUUAAAUAACAAUCUACAAAUUAAAGAUGAAACUGUAUCAGAGAUAUAAAGUUCAAAAAGAAAAGAUACAAAAACAGAUGGAACCCCUUCUGUAAAUCAUUAGUUAAGCAAUCUAGUAACUAAUAAGAGGAUCAAUAAUAAAAUUGAUCUCAGAUUCCACACCUAAUUCUAGACCCUCAGUAUCAAGGGCCAAAUUAGCAUCUUAAACAAUAGAUUAAGACAUAAAACCAAAAGUUUCUAAUUAAAUGGUGAUGUUAUAUGGUCGAUCAACCAGUUAAGCAGCAUUAGUAAAUACUUUUAUUGUAGAUAAUGAAAUGCAAGAUUAUGUCAAUUUAUUUUAUUCUAAGUAUUUUUAUAUAAUAAUAAGAUCCUAAGCUGGAUAAAAUGGAUAAAAAUAAACUAAAACUAAUUAAGACAGCAUAAUAGUUACUAAUAAUUUAGGUGGAAUUAAAAAUAGACACAUAUUUUCAGUUUGUGAUGGUCAUGGUGUAUAUGGACAUUAUGUGUCAUAAUUAGUUAAAAAAUUGUUACCAAAUAUAAUAGAUUAAUAAAUUAAAUCAAAUAUAGGAAUGUAAGAGAAAGAUAUAGGUGAAAAUCAUUACACUGACAUAAAUAAAGCAAUGACUUAAAGUUUUUUGAAAAUGCAAAAAGAUUUAUCUAAUAGUGGAAUUGAUAUAACAUUUAGUGGAACAACAUGUUCAUUGGUUUUAGUUUCAGGACCUCAUUUAUGGUGUGCUAAUAUAGGAGAUUCAAGAUCAGUAAACUUAGAUUUUAAUUAUUUUUUUAGAUUUUAAUAUAGUAAUAGAAUAAUUAAAAAUGGAAAACAAUUGAAUUAAGUAAUGAUCAUAAACCAGAUCUACCUAAUGAAUACAAGAGAAUAAUAUCAUCUAAAGGAAGAGUUGAACCUUUUAUUAGUGAAAAUGGAGAAUAGAUUGGUCCACCAAGAGUUUGGUUAUUACAUGAUUAAAUUCCAGGAUUGGCCAUGAGUAGAUCAUUUGGAGAUUAUGUUGCAUCAACUGUUGGAGUUAGUUGUGAACCUGAAAUAAUUCAUUAUAGAUUGAAUACAAAUUGUUCAUUCUUAGUUGUAGCAAGUGAUGGUGUAUGGGAAUUCUUUUCUAAUGAAGAAAUAUCAAAAAUUGUUAUCUAAUAUUGGCAACCUAAUAUGACAGCUAAAAGAAUAGAUGAGAUAUGCGAUCAUAUUGUAAAACUCUCUACUUAAAGAUGGCAUUAAGAAGAUGAAGUAGUAGAUGACAUAUCAAUUGUCAUUGCUUAUCUCUAAAAACCAUGA